UCCUUCUCUCUUCCCUUCUUCAAUCCCCUCAGUCGAUCGCCCUCUCCAGAAAGAAGACAAGCCUUCUUCUUCUUCUUCUUCUUCUUCUUCUUUUUCUCUAAGAAACAGAAGGACAGUAAAGAUGCCGGCAAUAGUGAUGGACAAGCCGGGCUCCGGCGCACAGUUUGAGGCGAAGUUCACGUUCUACGUGUUCCUAUGCUGUAUCAUGGCAGCCUUUGGAGGACUCAUGUUUGGUUAUGAUAUUGGCAUCUCUGGGGGAGUGACGUCCAUGGACGAUUUCUUGAUCAAGUUCUUCCCCAAGGUCUACUUGAGGAAGCACGAAGCGAGGGAGAACAACUACUGCAAAUACGAUAACCAGUACCUUCAGCUCUUCACCUCGUCUCUGUAUAUGGCUGCUCUCAUCUUCACCUUCUUCGCGUCUUAUGCGUGCAAGAAGUAUGGAAGGAGACCCACCAUGAGAGCCGCUUCUCUCUUCUUCUUGGCCGGCGUCAUCCUCAAUGCGGCAGCCAUGAAUCUCACCAUGUUGAUCAUCGGGAGGAUCCUUCUCGGCAUCGGAGUCGGCUUCGCUAACAAUGCGGUGCCGCUGUUCCUAUCAGAGAUUGCACCGGCAAGGAUUAGAGGAGGGCUUAACAUCCUGUUCCAGCUGCUUAUCACCGUCGGCAUCCUUGUGGCCAACCUGGUAAACUACUGGACCUCCGGCAUCCAUCCAUCAGGUUGGCGCAUCUCCCUGGGCUUGGCCGGCGUCCCAGCCAUCCUCCUCUGUGUGGGUUCUCUCUUCAUCGCCGAGACGCCGACGAGCCUGAUUCAGAGGGGCCACUUGGAGGAAGGGAAGGCGACGCUUAGGAAGAUCAGGGGCACCCCCAAUGUGGACGCCGAGUACAAUGAGAUCUGCCGUGCCUGCGAAGCCGCCAACCUUGUGAAGCACCCCUUCAGGAAGCUAGCCAACAGGCGCAACAGGCCUCCCCUUGUCAUUGCUAUCGUCCUCCAGGUCUUUCAGCAGUUCACCGGCAUCAAUGCCAUCAUGUUUUAUGCCCCCGUCCUCUUCCAGACCAUCGGCUUCAAGAAUGAUGCUUCCUUGCUCUCUUCUGUUAUCACUGGGCUCGUCAAUGUCCUCUGCACCAUGGUCUCUGUCCUCUACGUCGACAAGGUUGGCAGGAGGGUUCUUCUCCUUGAAGCUGCUGUUCAGAUGCUCAUCUCUCAGGUUGGAAUUGGGACCAUCCUCUUGAUCAAUCUCAAGUCUGCCAACACUCUACACCAUACCGUAGCGGUUGUUGUGGUGAUCUUGGUGUGUACCUUUGUCUCAUGCUUUGCUUGGUCAUGGGGUCCGCUGGGUUGGCUGAUUCCAAGCGAGACCUUCCCUCUGGAGACGAGAGCCGCAGGUUACUCUUUUGCGGUGAGCUCCAACAUGCUCUUCACCUUCAUCAUUGCACAAGCCUUUCUCUCCAUGUUAUGCCACAUGCGUGCCGGCAUCUUCUACUUCUUCUCCGGGUGGAUCGUCGUCAUGGGCCUUUUCGUGGUGUUCUUCUUGCCGGAGACGAAGGGCAUCCCCAUUGAUGAGAUCGACAGAAUAUGGAGACAGCACUGGUACUGGAAAAGGUACAUGGACAACGCUGAUGCAGAGCUUAAGGUGCAGAAGGAACAGGCUGCCACUGUUUGAUGAGAAAGCUACGAAACAGGGUGGAUGAGAAAACUCCUUUUAUUUUAGAUCAAAUUACUGCACUAGUUCAUGGAACAAUUAUUCUUGUUUUUCUUGCUUUUGUCAACUCUCCUUUGUUCAUCAUCUUUUUUUGUCACCUUCAGUGGUUGUGUAUAAUAAUACGUGCAUGUGG
This is a messenger RNA of Nymphaea colorata (pocket water lily), 1829 nucleotides long. Its product is annotated as sugar transport protein MST4-like. The record is from RefSeq and is a predicted model, not a curated record. Gene Ontology annotation, molecular function: monosaccharide transmembrane transporter activity. Gene Ontology annotation, cellular component: membrane. Gene Ontology annotation, biological process: monosaccharide transmembrane transport. Bases 122 to 1657 code for a protein of 511 amino acids. NCBI's taxonomy places the organism in Eukaryota, Viridiplantae, Streptophyta, Magnoliopsida, Nymphaeales, Nymphaeaceae. The transcript is spliced from 4 exons.